Danio aesculapii is the source of this 6858-nucleotide messenger RNA. Its product is annotated as engulfment and cell motility protein 3-like. Lineage: Eukaryota; Metazoa; Chordata; Actinopteri; Cypriniformes; Danionidae. Gene Ontology annotation, biological process: cell motility; actin filament organization. The record is from RefSeq and is a predicted model, not a curated record.
CUCAGACCUUCAUCAGUCAAAAUGCCUCAACAGAAGGAUAUUGUAAAGAUCGCCAUCCAGAUGCCAGGGGCGUACCCGCAGCUCAUUCAGCUGGACCAGAAAAAGCCCCUCACUUCCGUCAUAAAAGAGGUUUGUGAUAAGUGGAAUCUUCCGGGCCCUGAAAACUAUGCUAUCCAGUAUGCAGAUGGGAUCCAGACGUACAUCACUGAAUCUAACCGCCUGGACAUCAAAAACGGCAGCAUCCUGCGCUUAACCAAAGCACCAGGCCGCUGUGCUGAGGAUCUGUAUAAAGGCAUUCAGAGCUCAGACGCCAAUGUUCGCUGUGACUCACUGAAGCUCCUGGCCUCAGUUUCCACCGACAUCACGUUUGCACAAGAGUUUAUCAGUCGCGAUGGACACUCCCUGUUGGUCAAGAUAGUAGAGGACGCUCAGGAGUCUCCUGUGAUCAUGACACACACACUCACUGCUUUCAUGGAGCUCAUGGACCAUGGCAUUGUGUCCUGGGAGAAUCUGUCCAGUUUUAUCAAAAAGAUGGCCAGUUUUGUGAAUGCGAAGGUUCUGGACACGUCCAUCCAGCAGGUGUCGCUGGCUAUCCUGGAGAGCAUGGUCCUCAGCAGCAGCAGUCUGUUCACAGAGGUCAAGCAGGAGAUCACGCUGGAGAGGCUCCUCUCACAUCUGCAGGUAACAAACCAGCAGCUGCAGACAAAGGCCAUGGCUCUGCUGAUGGCGUUGCUGCAGGCUGGAGGAGAAGCAGACCGACAGGAGCUCUUUGAAUUUCUUGAGAAGAGGAACCUGCGCCAGUACAUUCACAAGAACAUCAUCCACAGCUCCAGUUCAGUAGGAGAUGAAAUGGCCCAUUACCUGUACGUGCUGCAGACAGUCAGGCUGAACCACCUGGAGCCCCGCAUGAGGACACCUCUGGACUCCUACAGCCAGGAGCAGAGGGAUAUGCUGCACGGGCUGCGUCAGGCGGCAUUCGAGACGGAGAGCGAGAGUGGACUGAGUAAUGAACGCAGACGCUCGCUCUGUGCUAAAGAGUUCAAGAAGCUCGGCUUUUCAAAUAACAGUAAUCCUGGUCAGGAUCUGAGCCGGUGUCCUCCAGGUCUACUGGCGUUGGACACAAUGGCAUAUUUUGCCUCCCGUUAUCCUGACGCAUACAGCCGGUUUGUGCUGGAGAACAGCAGCAGAGAAGACAAACACGAGUGUCCGUUCGCCCGCAGCAGUAUCCAGCUCACACUUAUUCUGUGCGAGAUCUUGCGCAUCGGAGAACCUCCCUCUGAGACGGGUUCAGACUAUCACCCGAUCUUCUUCGCUCAGGACCGUCUGGUGGAGGAGCUGUUCUGCAUCUGCAUUCAGCUGCUCAACAAGACUUGGAAGGAGAUGAGAGCCACGCAGGAGGACUUCGAUAAGGUGAUGCAGGUUGUGCGUGAGCAGAUCACCAGGACCCUAGCAAGCAAACCCACGUCUCUGGAGCUCUUCAAGAAUAAAGUGAACGCGCUGAACUACAGUGAGAUCCUCAAACUCCGACAGACAGAGAGACUCCACCAGGAGGAGACGCUUGCUCCACCUGUGCUAGAGCUGAAGGAGCGUCUGAAGCCGGAGCUUCUGGAGCUAAUCAGACAGCAGAGACUGAACCGUCUGUGUCACGGAACGCUCUUCAGGAAGAUCAGCAGCCGCCGGAGACAAGACAAGCUGUGGUACUGUCGACUUUCUCCUAACCACAAAGUGCUGCACUACGGAGAUGUUGAGGAGGAGACGGAGACGCCCUCCAUCGAGGCUCUUCAGGAUAAGAUUCCUGUGGCAGACAUUAAGAAUGUGGUGACUGGAAAAGACUGUCCUCACAUGAAGGAGAACAAGGGAAAACAAACUAAGGAGGUACUGGACUUGGCUUUCAGCAUCACGUAUGACGUUGAGGAGUACAGCCUGAAUUUCAUCGCCUCGUCCAGAACAGACUUCUGCCUGUGGACGGAUGGACUCAGUGUGCUUCUGGGUAAAGAAAUGAGCAGUGAAAGCAUGCGCAGUGAACUGGAGAUUCUCCUCUCGAUGGAAAUCAAGCUCCGUCUUUUGGAUUUAGAAAACGUCCCGAUCCCAGACGCAGCGCCGCCCAUCCCGAAACCCCCCAGCAACUUCAACUUCUGCUACGACUUCAGUCAGACCGAACAGUAACAGGACAGGCAUAAGCAUGAGGCUGCUGUUUGAGAAAGAGCUGAGGCUGGAAACGUCCACUCGGAGGAAACGCAGGUACAGGAUUGCAGAUUGGGAGAGAAUGAUUUGGGUAUUUUAGAAGAAAGAGCACUUUGAACAGUCAGAUUGUGUUUUAUCUGUGGUGCUGACGGUGCGAUGAUGAUAGAAGUGUCUGGUUAACAUGGCGUUGAGUGUUUUGGUUUGCGUGUUGUAUCUAACAUGACUUUUUUGCAUAUAAUAGACGUUCAGAAAUGCACACUUUCUCUGCUCCUUUUUAGCUUCUGCCAAAAUUAUACUACAGGUGUUAUUUGUGAUGGAAAAAAGAUAUGGUAUGAACGUUUGUGCUUUAGUAAUGUUUGGCAUACUCAGUCAUUCUCUUUAAUAAUAGUUACGUUAUAUAAACGUAUAAAAUUCACUUUUUUUCUUCCUGAUUUACAUGUUUAGCUUCUGCCAAAAUGGUACUAAAAGGCAUAAAAUGACAUGAAGCAGAUUAGUGAGAUAACAGAAAAAUUAUAUGUAUAUAUAUAGGUUUGGAAGAAAGUAAAGAAAACUUGAAAAAGAUUAGUAUAUACAAGGUUCAUACGGUUCUGGAAAAGUCAUGGAAUAUUGCAAAGGCUUUUUUCAGGCCUGGAAAAGUUUUGGAAAAACAAAUAAACCCAAAAUGUUUUGGAAAAGUCGUGAAAAUUAGUUUAACAAAUAUCUGUGUACUUGAAUAUAUUUAAGAUACUAAAAUCGGUUAAAUUUAAAAUACAAUUGAGCUGGCGGUCUCUUCAUAAUUCAGUUUUAGCUUCGCCUCACUUUCAUCGUAAUUCAAGAAACAUUUUGAGUGUCGUGUCCAGAAACAAUCUCUAAUAACUACAGAGGUAAGAUAAUGUGGGUGCUAAAGGCUUCUUUAUAAUACAAUAUACUAUCAUUUAUAACACAAGCCAACAUUUCUAAAAUAUUUUCACGCGGACAGCAAGAUACUUUCUAAACUAUUUUGCAGAUGUCAAAUUAAAUAUAAACUACACAGAUGGUCACGUAUUUGUUGAUAUGCUGUAAUAAAUUUAAACAUACAUUUUGUUUCUUGUUUACCACGUGUACAUAGACAUUACAUAAAACAUCAAUAUUUACCUCAAAGUUUUGGAAAAGUCCUGCAAUUUUAAUAGUAAAAAUAGGUUUGAACGCUGUAUAUAGCGAUAGAAAAAAUUAAGGAAAAACUAUUGUCAUCAUUCUUUUUUCUCUGUUAUGACUCAAAAUCUAGAUGAUUCAAGCAAAUACUGAUUUCUCAACUCUUCUCAAGAUAAAAACAUUGGUAAAACAAAUACACACAUGUCUGAAACACGACUGACACGUUUUUUUUUUGUGUUUGACCAAUUGUUGUUUUACGCAAAAUAAAAUCGCAACAUUUCAUUUAUAGAUUUUGAAGAAACGUCAUCAGUAGACAAAAAGUCUCUUAGGGUGCUUUCACACUAGCACUUUUGGUCUGCACCCGGGUUACUUUUAGCUAGUGUGAGUGCUGUCUUCUGAACUCUGGUGCACACCCGUAAACUGUACCAGAGUCUGCCUGAAAGAGGUGGUCUGGGGUGCGGUUCGUGCAAACACUGGUACAGUUCAUUUCUGAUAUGAAUGCAAUCGUACCAAAUAACAGAAGUCAACAGCCAACUGUACGAUAAACUUUAGUUUUCAUAACAUUCAUUCAUGCGUGUAUGUAUCACCUACCUUGGUGAUAAGCAGGACUGACCCAGUGCAAACAGUGAUAAUGUCUGCUAUCUUCACCAAAAAAACUAAAAGCAGAAUGACCGUGAUAUGUGUAUGUCUCCAUUUUGGCAAAAACAGCAGCUUGAUGAUGCUAGCAUCCCAGAGUUCAGAAGGAAAAAAGACAGUGUGAACACAAACCAGCUGAGGUGGCGGCAAGGGAGAACAAUCGAACUUGGGUUCAGUCCAGGCAAUUGAACCAAGUGUGAAAGCACCCUUAAUUUGUUCCCUUAACUGUAUAUGAUAUAAACAUUUGUGCCUUCAAAAUGUUUGGCAUUCAUAAAUACUUUUAUUUUUUCUACUUUUUGCGGUAUAUUUCUAUAUUUUUGUGGUCUAAAAGCCUAAAGUUAUAGUAUAAGGCAAUAAAUUACAAUGAUCAGCUUUUUAGGAACAUGAUAUAAACAUUAGAGUUUAAAUCAUGUUGCUUUCCUCAUUGAUUCCCUUCAUAAACACUUUUUUUUGGAGAUGUUUAAUGGCUAAAACCAUGCUAAUAGACAUUAAAUUGAUAUUUAACACUUUACCAGCAGUCAAAAACAUGAAAAUAUAUCUUACAAAUAUUUGUACUUAAUAUUUAAUGAGUAGUUAUGGAUUCUUGACAUUUAGCCUCUACCGAAACUAUAUUAAGGGAGGGAUAAUUGAUAGUGGGCUGUUGAAUUGUCAGUAGAACAAUGACCUACCGAGGAGGUGAUGUGGUCACGAUGCGAAGUCAAAGUAACUUUUGUUGAAUGCUUGAUUCUGAUUGGCUGAUGAACAUUCUAAAGGGCUGUUCGUUCAUACAGAACAAGUUAGCCAGUCUAAUAGACAUUUUAGCUCCUUCAUGAGGUUAAAAAAAAAAGAUGAUAAAUGAUAUUCCCUUUGUAAUAGCCGUUAUGCGCGCACAAAUUUAGCUUUCUUGUUUUUCCUCCUCUUGCAUGUUUAGCUUCUACCAAAAUUACACUAAAAGGCAUUAAAUGACUGAGCAGCUUAUUACUGAGGGGAAAAGUGUUAAUGCUGUGAUUAAUAGCGUCAUCUUCGUAGAUUCCCUUCAAAUCAAUACUCGAUCAACAUACAGAUAGUUUAUAAUGUACAGGAUAUGCGUAUAUAGAUUGAGUUUUGCAGUGAAUUAAAGUGCAGGUGCAGAUGCACACAAUAUGAAACGUAUUAAUACUGGAUAGCAUAACUGCGCUGUAUAUUUAUGUUUUCAUACAUGUCUGUUGCGUUAUUGUUAUUAUUUGUAGGUGUGCAUUAAAGAUGAGGAGUUUUUGGUACUAGAUUUAAACUCUCUAUAUAGACAGUGGUUUUGGAUUGUGUGUUCGAGGACUAGUUUGACCAAGUGUGCCUUGAAGACACUGCAUGAAUACUUUGGUGUGAUUUGAUAUUUCCAGCUUCAUGGCAUACUCACAUUUACAGCUGUGAUGCGUUUCGAUUUUUGGUCUAACUACUCCAUUAUGCUUUUUUGGAUCUAGAUUGUGAUUUAUGUCGAUUUAUCUCUGCAUAACGAGCACUUCAAUAGUAUGUUAAUUUAUAAUACACAUAAUGAUAUGUGAUCUAUAUAUACUACCUGACAAAAGUCUUGUCGUCGAUUCCAGUUGUAAGAGCAACAUUUAAUAACUUGACUUCUAGUUGAUCAUUUGGAAAAGUGGCAGAAGGUAGGUUUUUGUGAUGAAUUAUCUGUUGAUCUGCAUCCCAAUCAUCACAAAUACUGCAGAAGACCUAUUGAAACCUGCAUGGACCCAAGAUUCUCACAGAAAUCAGUCAAGUUUGGUGAAGGAAAAAUUAUGGUUUGGGGAUACAUUCAGUAUGGUGAGUGGAUCGCAACAUCAACCGCCUGAGGUAUCGAGACAUUUGUGCUGCCCAUUACAUUACAUACAUUACAUAAGAAUUUGACUGCCCACAGGAGGGGUCAAAUUCUUCAGCAGGAUAGCGCUCCUCAUAUUUAAGCCUCCACAUCAAAGUUCUUGAAAGCAAAGAAGGUCAAGGUGCUCCAGGAUUGGCCAACUCAGUCACCAGACAUGAACAUUAUUGAGCAUGUCUGGGCUAAGAUGGAGGAGGAGGAGGCUUUGAAGAUGAAUCCAAAGAAUCUUGAUGAACUUGAUGAAUUUCUUUGGCAUUCAGGAUGACUUUAUUAAUGAGUUAUUUGAGUCAUUGCAGAGAUGUAUUAAUGCAGUCGUCCAAGCUCAUGGGAAUCGUACACAAUAUUCAUUCUUUUUCCACUGCACCAUGACUUCAUAUUCUAUACUGUACAUAAUUUCUGUUAAGUGACGAGACUUUUGUCUAAGCAAAGUCAGACCUUACUGUCCUAAUUAAAUAAUUAAAAAUCAAGGCAUGAUCAUAUUUUAUUUUGGUAAAACCAGAGUAAUCUAGAGGCCUUUGCCUUUCAUAUUAGCCGCUUCUGAUACCAAAUGAUCAAUUAGAAGUCAAGUUAUUAUUAGUUGUUUCUAAAACUUGGAUGGGCGACGAGACUUUUGUCAGGUUGUGUACAUGUAGCUAUUUAAAAAAAUGAAUAGAGAACAGUUUCUCUGAUAAUACUGGAUUUAUCAGGUAUGGGUUUGAGUAAAAAGUUCAUAUUUGUUUUGGUCUGAUCAAAUUUUAAAGAAUAAUAUUGUCAUCAAGAGCAUUUUUGUUUAGAAAAUAACAAAUAGUUUCAAUUGUUGUGACUGAAACAGUUGAAAUUGUUGUGACAUUUUGUUGCAUUAAUGGAGCUGAUAACUUUAUGGUAUGCAAACAUUUGUGUAAUCCACUGAUUUAGUUCUUUUGUGGUAGUCCUGAAUCUGAUGACAUUGAUUUAGCAGAAAACAAUCCUCGUACUGUACUGAUGGUUUUUGUAUAGAGUUUACUUGUACUUUAUGUUGAUCAACAAUGUGGCCGCUUUACCAGCUGACAACGGUACGUGAUAUUAAUUCAAGGUUUGACGAUCCUUUUGUAUGUUGUGGAAUUAAAGAAUAUAUAUUAUUAUAA